AUGUGCCGCACAAUCCUGACAGUCGUCGACCACGCCUGCCGGGCCGAGCACCUCACCCGCCGAACGCGCACUGAGCAGUGCUACGCUGCCCAUCUCUGGGGCAUCCGGGUCUGCGCCCCCGGCCCGCCACGCCACAUGUUUUACGAGCAACACAUGCCCGGCGCCGCCUGCCAAUCCUGUUUCUACGCCGACCGUGCCGCAUACAACACCCCCUACAAUCUCACCCACGACAACGACGUCGAAGACGACUACGAAGUUGACCCCGCCACCCUUCACAAUCAGCGCCUCCUCUCCGGGCUGUCGUCGACUCCCGUUUAUCCACCGCCAAUCGUGCCGCGCCCGCCAACGAUCCUGCCCGGGCCCGUGAACCCACCGUACCUGGGCACUGACGAACACACUCACGAAGAUACCCCGUACUCUGGACCUGCCAUACCGACCGGUGUCCCCGGCGCGCGCAUAGACUGGCCGCUCAUCGACACCAUCGCGCAACAACUGCCCGGCUCUCUGGAGCAGCGGCAGUGGCAGCAGCAGCAGCAGCUCGGUGAGUACCCCAGCGGCUAUGCUGCUGCUGCUGCUCACCGCCAACAACAAGAAGAAGAAGAAGCAUGGAACAGCGGCAUGCCCCCACCGCCACCACCUCCUCCUCCUCCCCCAUUCCGCGGCGGUCCCCUCGUCACCAUAGCAGAAGACGAACGAGAACAUCAUCACCACCACCACCGCCGCCACCCCGACAACUUCGACGGACCUCCCAGCACGGAGCCGAGCGGCGAAGAGGACGACGACGGCUUCGUGCGCGUAGAGCGCCCGACGACCGGCCGCCGCUUCGGGCGCGAGCCCCGGCCCCCCAGACACAACCCACCACUUCGCCGCCGCUUCCGCCAGCACCCCACGGCGCGCGCGACGCGGAACCCCUCGCUGCCGAGCUUCCGCCCUUACUCCCCAUCGCCGCCGUUGCCACCGCCGCCGCCGUCGUCGUCGUCCUCCGAGUUCUCAGGUUACCGCUCCCCACACAACGUGUGUCACUUGCGCGGCGGUGGCGGUGAUAGCGCCGACGAAGAAAACGAGUCCUCCUCCUCCUCCUUUGAAGAAAACGAAGAAGAAGAAGAAACCAAACAGCUGCGCUCGGCGCUCGAGCGCAGCGCCCGCGAGUACGCGGAGGCGGCGGAGGCGGCGGAGAGCGCGGCGCUGGAGAGGGCGAUGCGGGAGUCGGCGGAUGAGUGCGAGCGCGCGUGUGAGGAGGCGGAGCGCGCGGCGCUGGAGAGGGCGAUGGGCGAGUCGGUGGCCGAGGCGGAGGGGGAAAGGAAGAGGGCGGAGGAGGAGGUGCAGAGGGAGGUGGUGGGGAGGAGUUUGGGGACGUGGCGGGAGGAGGUGCGGAGGCGGAUGGGGCGGGGGAGUGGGGAGGAGCGGGAGGAGGUUGUUGUUGAGGGUGGGGGGCGAGGAGGUGUGAGGGGGGAGGCGGGGCGGGGAGGGGUGGCUGAGGGUUGGGGGCUUCGUCGGCAGAUGGAUAGGCGCCAGGGACGGGGUGUUGGUUCUGACUGUGAUGCUGGAUGCGGUAAGAAGACGGCUGCCUGGACUGCACCUUUGGUUUCGGAAUCCAACCACUUCGAAGAAGAUCGAGCAGUUCAGGGGCCGUACGCCGACUUCAGUCCUCGGGUUCACUCGAAUCCCACCCCGGCAUCCAGGAGGCAUGUGGUACACACACCUGCUCAACGCAGGGCUUACCCUCCGCCGCCAACUGUCGAGGAUGAAGAAUCGGAACCAGAUCGCCCGGCGACAUGGUCGUUCGAAGGCGUCGUUGAGAAGGAACAAGAGAAAGACGACGACGACGACGUAUCCACCAUCAUGGACCCAGCGACUGAAGUAACGAGAGCAAUGGAGGCGGUGGACAUAUCGCUCGAUCAUGUCAGGGAGAAGAGGAUGGCCAGGUUCGCCAAACACGGCGAGGAGUAG
Messenger RNA from Diplodia corticola, 1950 nucleotides. RefSeq lists its product as uncharacterized. The coding region runs from base 1 to 1950 and encodes 649 amino acids. The transcript has a single exon. Lineage: Eukaryota; Fungi; Ascomycota; Dothideomycetes; Botryosphaeriales; Botryosphaeriaceae. Gene Ontology annotation, biological process: actin filament polymerization. Gene Ontology annotation, molecular function: actin binding; microtubule binding. Gene Ontology annotation, cellular component: cytoplasm; actin filament. The record is from RefSeq and is a predicted model, not a curated record.